This is a messenger RNA of Lucilia sericata (common green bottle fly), 4405 nucleotides long. RefSeq lists its product as uncharacterized. NCBI's taxonomy places the organism in Eukaryota, Metazoa, Arthropoda, Insecta, Diptera, Calliphoridae. Gene Ontology annotation, biological process: transmembrane transport; monocarboxylic acid transport. The coding region runs from base 1510 to 4278 and encodes 922 amino acids. The transcript is spliced from 6 exons. The record is from RefSeq and is a predicted model, not a curated record. Gene Ontology annotation, molecular function: monocarboxylic acid transmembrane transporter activity.
AAAUUUUGAAAAAUUAUUAUUUAACAACAAAAACAACAAACGAUAAAAUGUGUUUUAUUAUUAUUAUUUAAAAGUGUGUUACGAAAAUUGUUGUUAGUUUUAAAAUUAAAUUAAAUUCUGCAAAAACAAACAGUUAUUUGGUCUGGCCCUCUCUAGAAGCGCCACCAGCCCUAGAUAGUAGUAUUUUACUAACAGUUGCCAAUUUCUAUUCCAACAAAGAACGUUUGUUGACACACUCUCGUUGUCUGUCUGUCUAUAGUAUUUUUUCUUCGUUUUGUUUUGAUUUUUAACGUUUACGCGUUUUUAGUUUAAAAUACGAAAAAAACAAAAAUUAAACAGAAUAAAAAGUAACAACAAAAAACAUGCUAAAAACAUUGUGUUUUUUGUAUUUAUUGUUUGCAAACAAACAAUAAAAUAUUAAACAAAAAUAAAAAAAAUUGAAAAAAAACUGAAACAAAAAAAUUAUGCAAAAAAAAUGACGCAUCUAAAACAGUUGAAAUUGAAAUGUUUAGUUGGAUUUAUAAGACCGUAAAAAUCAAUUGUGUUUUGUACCAAUUAUAGUGACAACAUUUAUUUAUAAAAAAAAAUAAUUUAAAUAUAGUAAAUAAUUAUUAUCCAAAGAGCUGUUAUAAACAUACACAUUACAUUAUUAUGCAAAUUUUGUAUGUAAAAUCUCAACGUUUGUUAUGGAAUAAUUAAAUAUUGUCGGUUUGGUUCGUUUAUUUAUUACUCUUGCCAAAAUUUUUCCUUCUUAAGUGUAUUUUUCCAUUAAUAAUAUUUUAAAUGUUAAAUUUAUAUUAGCAGUGUCUUCUAUAAUGAACGUAUUUUCUACAAAAGCCAUCAACAGUUGAAAAUAUUCGAGUUGAAAUCUACACUUGGUUUACAUGAAAGCAUCCUGUAAAGAUCAUCGUCAUCAUCAACGUUAGACAAAUACAGACAGCGACUUUGUCAGUUAAGUCUAAAUUUGUUCAAGGCUAUUAAAGAAAGCCGGGAAAGAAGGACAAGAAGGACCAGUCUCUAAAUUUCUCCCUUAAACACCCUUUAUACAAAAAACUAUGCUCAAUUUUUUUUAAAUUCUAAAAAAAUAUCCGAACGUCUUUAAAAGACUCUAAAAAGAGAAAAGAAAAAUAUAGGGAAUUUUAUUAAAGAGAAAGAAAAAGAGAUAAGAGUCUAAAGACUUAAAAACAAAGUGAAGAAAACGACUCAAGUCGUAAGGAAAUUAUUCUACAAAUCAGGAUUCUAAAACGAGAAAAGCAAAAAAGGAAUCUAGUACAAUAAACAACAAAACUUAUACAAAUCUUUGCUGAAAAAUAUUGUGUUCAAUUAGAAAAAAUAUAACUAAAUAGAAAACCAAAAUCAAUAAAUUAAAUAAAAUUUAUAUUAAAAAAAAAAAACAACUCCCUUUGGAAAACAAACCUCGUUUUUGCAAAAAAAAAAAAAAGAACCCACCUUUUAUAACGCCCCCUCCCUAUCACGUCCAAAGCCGUUUAAACUGCAAUUAAUUCAAAAAUGAUUUCUAAAUCAAAUAACAAUACUAGUAUUAGUAGUCAAAAACAAAAUGGCAGCAUUUAUCAACCCCUCACCACGCCGCUCAGCGAUAGUAAAACAGAACUUUCGCCAGCGGUCGUGGCUUCGGUUAAAACCACACCCCUUAAUAAAUCCAUCAAACAUGAUCUGUUUCCGGAAGUAACAUUUUGUAAUCUAUCUUCCGAAGAUUUGCAAGAGCAUGAAGAGAACGCACGCAUGCUUAAGAACAGCAUUAUCACCAUAAAUGCAGCCGACAAUACAGCCAUGACUUCGCUAGCCAAUGGCACCGGCAAUGGUAAUGGCAAUGCAAAGAAGAGAACACGUUUGAUAUCGAAUGAUUCGGGCGACUCAAUAGACUCGGGCUCAACGGAGAAAAAGAAACCGGAAAUGCCGGAUGGCGGUUAUGGUUGGGUAGUAGUAUUUGCCUCUUUGGUUGUCUCCCUCAUAGCAGAUGGUCUGUCAUUUUCAUUUGGUCUGAUUAACACCGAAUUGCUGGACUAUUUUGGUGAGAGCCCUUCGAAGACCGCUUGGAUUUCAUCACUAUUUUUCUCAGUGCCUUUACUAAUGGGUCCUAUUUGGUCGAAUCUGGUGGAUAAGUAUGGCUGCCGCAAAAUGACCAUAAUAGGUGGUGUAGUAUCAGCCAUUGGCUUUGGCUUAUCCUCGGUGGUUAAUUCCGUGGAAAUGUUAAUGGUUACCUUUGGCAUAAUUUCGGGUUUGGGCCUGGGUAUAGGCUAUGUCACUGCCGUUGUAUCCAUAGCUUUUUGGUUUGACAAGAAAAGAACUUUUGCCACCGGCAUAGGUGCUUCUGGAACAGGUAUAGGUACCUUUUUAUAUGCCCCCCUAACACAAUGGCUGAUCGAUACGUAUGGCUGGAGAGGUGCUACUUUAAUCUUGGCCGGUACCAUGCUAAAUGCCUGUGUUUGUGGUGCUUUAAUGCGUGAUCCCGAUUGGUUGAUUGAAGAAAAUCGUUUGGAAAGUAGAUCACAAAGUGUUACUACAUUUUCGAAUUCGAGUGUAUGCUUGGAGGAAAUCAAGAAACUGUUGGAUACGGGAGCCACUAAGGAAUAUGUGUUGGAUACUUUGGUAACGAAAAACAAUACCGAAGCUAACCAGCAAAUAGAAGAUCUUAAUGAAACCCACAUGAAAAGAUAUCGCAGUGAACUGUUUCUGCCGACAUUUUUGAGUUCUCAAGAAUUAGAGGAACUUUACGAAGUUAAGAGUACGAGUAGAAGAUCUUUAAGACUGAAAGAAGGUGUUGAAGCACCCUCAAGAGAAAACUUACUAUCAAUGUCCUCGGCCGGUAAUCCGUAUGCAACAGCUGCCAUUAUCGGUUCACCCGAUGACACCAUGAUGGGUGGCAUACCCAGCGAGGUGGCCGAAACAGCCAAGAAAAACUUUUUAGCCUCCAUAGAGACUUUAUCGCCUUCUGAGAAACGUUCAUCGGGCAAUCGUACGCCCUUGAAUACCUCCCUUAUCUCACUGCGCUCCUCCACCGAUGAGGGUUAUUUAACACAAAAAUAUACCCGCGAACACAAUAAUCAUACAGACAAUUGUGCCAACUCACGUUACUCGCUCAACGAGAACAUAUUUUUUGCGGCCAAAAAGGACUUAAGGCCCAAUGGUCAUCGUCACAAUUCCGUUGAUGUUCUCAAUCCCGUAGUUCACUCGUAUUUUACCGCCAUUAAGGAUAAUGGUUUAGCUUUAAUAGAAUCCAAUCUUAAGAAACACAAUGAAAUUGUCAACAGUACUAGUGCGAGUAGAAAUGGUGGUCCGGCUGUCAUAACGAUACCCGAAGAUGAACCCUUAACGGGUCAACAGACAAAGGCGCCUAUAAAGAGAACCCGUAUCGAUAGCAUAACAGGCAUGAGAAGACUUUCGAAAUCGAAAAAGCCCAGUUAUCGUUCAAAUCUAAGGCGCAACAUAUCGAUACGCAAUUCAAAUUUCCUUAAGGAUAUGAGAAUACAUCGUAAUUCUAUGCAUUAUCGUGGUGCUAUGUUGAGUACACAUCGUUAUCGUUUGAGAGCUUCAUCGUGUCCUAAUAUCUAUAGGAAUUCAAUGACGACAAUUGCUAAGGAAGAUGAAGAUACUUGGUAUGACAAUCUCAUCGAUACAAUGAAAUCUGUUUUUGAUUUCUCCUUAUUUAAGGAUGUUAAAUUUACUUUAUUUAAUUUAUCAACAUUAUUCUUAUUUAUAUGGUUCAUAAUUCCAUAUCUGUAUUUACCCGAAUAUCUAAAAAUGCAUGAUUACGAUACUUCGGCUAGUGCUCAAUUGAUUUCGGCUAUUGGUAUUGCUCAAACUAUUGGCAUGAUUGGUUUGGGUUAUUUGGGUGAUCGUUCAUGGAUGAAUGUAAAUGUUUGCUAUUCAGGAUGUAUGUUAAUUUGUGGCCUUUCGGUAGUGUUAAUGCCAUUGCUGGUAUCCAGCUAUAAUGGUCUUUUAGCUUUGUGUAUAAUAUUUGGUUUCACCUUUGCCAGUUCAUUUUCAUUUACACCAAGUAUCUUGGUUAGUAUAGUGGACUUGGAUGAUUUCACCUGUGCCUAUGGUCUGGUACUAUUAGUGCAAGGUGUCGGUAUGAUAGCCGGUCCUCCCAUAGCUGGUGCUAUAUAUGAAGCUACGUUAAGAUGGGAUAAUGCUUUUUAUUUUGCUGGUGCUUUCAUCUGUUUAUCAGGUAUUGCUGCCUAUCUGAUAGAAUUCUGUGAGAAGAAACCUAAAGAAAGUGAUAGUGAUGUUUCCGUAAUUAAAAAAGUACAUUAAGUUUCUAAAUAAUAGAAGUUAUGUAGCAAAACAAAAAAUACACUAAAUUAUCUAAUUAAAACAAAAACAAAAAACAAACAAAAACAAAUCAUUAUAGUAAAUAGUUAAACUAAAUUAAAAAACAAAU